AUGAAAGAAAGUACAAAUCCCGCCCAAAUUGGGGACGAAAACCUAUCUUCGACAAUGGAUGAUCGGGCGAAACGAAUCUGCGAUGAGUGUGGAGUUUCUCGAGAAGAAGCAAUCUAUUACCUCGACGGAUUCCUAUGGGAUGUGGAUGCAGCGAUAGAGGCUUGCCGCAGCCAAACCUUGCAGCUUCCGUCGCUCACUCUUGAAUCUUCGCCGGGGAACGAGAAAUCCGCGCCGGAGGCUCCGUAUAAACCGCCAUUGAUGACCGAUUCACGCCCGAGUUCGAGUCAGCCGCCGAAUCAAUUGAGAAAUGAACUUAUCAAAUCGUUCUGCGAAGCGGCUUUUGGUUUUGGAGCGACUGUAGAAGAGGCAAUCCAGUACCUCGAACGCAGAGAUUGGGAUCCGAACAAAGCCUUUAACUGUUUCUUUGAAGAGCGUCGUCGAACGCCUUCUCAAAGGAAGUCGAAUCCGCAGACUUAUCGUCCGACGACUGGGCGAUCGAAUACGAAGCUGACGAUUGGGCGAUCGAAUUCGCAGGACGCAUCUCCAUUGAUGGGAUUGGCAUCGAGUUCGCAGUCGUAUCAGAAGGGGUUCUCUGGGGAUAAAGCAUCCAUGGCGGAGGCGAAAUCGGAGUUGAUGCAGGACUUUUUGAGGAGAUUACCUCUACCAUCGCAGUUUCAAAAUCACUUGACAGAAGGCCAAAGCAGUGGGAAGGAGGUUGAUCCGACAGGGUCACUCGAAGAAGGCGGUGGAGAAUAUAUCCCUGAAGCUAGACCUCUAAUGGCGUCAACUCAUGUGAAGAUUCAAGAUAUUCAGGAAAGUACAAGUCUCGCCCAAAUCAAGGAAGGAACCCUUUCGCCGCCGAUGGUGAGCGAGGAAUCCCCUGAGGCUCAGCCAUCGCCAACGGUGAGCAAUUUAAGUAUGAGUUCUGGUCAGCUUCCGGAUUCGCCUGAACAACCGUGUCAACUGAAACGGGAAUAUAUCGACUCAUUCUGCGAAGCGGCGGGUGGAUUUACUCGAGACGAAGCAAUCGCUUACCUUAGACUCUGCAACUGGGAUGUAAACCAAGCCGUCGGCUGUCUCAUAGAAGAUGAUCCGUAUGAGGAAGAAACAUCGGAUGUUCAGGCUUCACAUGGUUCCCAAAAUCAAGGUUACUUGGAAGAAGACGAAACCGGGAGCUUUUCUAGUUCUAGGAUCGCUAAACUUCCAUAUCUAAACUUGUGCAGUCCGAUUAAUGCUGGCUCGAGCGAGACAGGAAACGUCACCGUAGCUAUUCCUGGAAAUGUGUCGUCUCACGUGGAAGUAGAAAAUUUGAAGGAUAAUGGUGUUGAAGAAGAUUCAAGCACGGAGAUAACCCAUGUUCCUAUUACUACUACAAUAGAAAUCUGGAUGGCUGAUGGUGGGUCCGGGACACAGGCAUGGAUUCCUUUUAGAUCAGACCAAACCGUCAGAGACAUCCGCAAUAGUGUUGAAGCGCUAAGUCCAGCAGCUAACAACAGAGACUACUAUUUCAAGUCUGAUACUGGAGUUGAGUACAAGGAUUUGAAUACAACUGUGCACACUAUUACUUCUGGUUCUCGUGGUUCUACAACACUCCACCAGUUGUACUACACUUAG
This is a messenger RNA of Eutrema salsugineum, 1614 nucleotides long. RefSeq lists its product as uncharacterized. Lineage: Eukaryota; Viridiplantae; Streptophyta; Magnoliopsida; Brassicales; Brassicaceae. The coding region runs from base 1 to 1614 and encodes 537 amino acids. The transcript is spliced from 6 exons. Gene Ontology annotation, molecular function: protein binding. The record is from RefSeq and is a predicted model, not a curated record.